GCCAGGAAACCCCGGGGACUGGCACACAGGGUAAAAUGCGUGCAAAUGAGCCGCCUGCAGUGGCCGGCAGAAUGCAUCCUGCGCGCUCGAUUGGGAAGCAUGAAUCCUACCUGAACUUACCGCCGAGGCGGCGUUAAUACUCCGGUGCAUGCGUGGCAGCCAGUGGAAACGGGCGCAGCGAACGCCCUCACGUCCGAUCCCUGCAGGCACGCGGGAUACUGUGGGGGUGCGCGAUACAAACGGUACGCAAUUGAAUUUGGAGUCGCGCUCGGAUUGUUGGAGAAACGGGCGACCGCAGGCUGCGAUCAACAUGUGGGCAUGUGGGCGAGUGGAGCGGGCGGCGCAUCGACACGGACGACGGGCCAAAGAGGGUCUUGCUCGUGUGCGCGCAGCGCUGCUCGUGUGCGCGGCGUGUGCGCGCUGCUGGGCUGACGUGGAGAUGUGCGAGCGAGCCUCCCCGUUCGAGCUUCCUCGCGGCCUUGUUGGUCAGCCUCAGUCAGCGUGUUGCCUGGCGGCCGCACGCUUUGGGCUGUUGGACCGGACCUGGUGCCGCGCUAUCGUGCGGUACGAGUCGCGAAACGGUACAUGCCGUGUUGAGAUGCGAGGCUCCAGUGUUGUGCACGCUUCGCUCGACGCUUCACUUCAAGUUCCUGUCUGGCGUGUGCAGCGUAUGGUCGCGGUCCCAGUAUUGAUACGAGAUCCUUCGGGGCCGUCACAGCAUCGUCAACAACUUUACAGUUUGGAAGUUUGGAUGAAGGCGUGAGGUGAGGGUCAGGAUGGAGUCCACCAGGCGUCCAGCUUGGCACAGGGCGGAUCACAGACGGCGGCGGA
This is a messenger RNA of Boeremia exigua, 831 nucleotides long. RefSeq lists its product as uncharacterized. Lineage: Eukaryota; Fungi; Ascomycota; Dothideomycetes; Pleosporales; Didymellaceae. Bases 149 to 763 code for a protein of 204 amino acids. The transcript has a single exon. The record is from RefSeq and is a predicted model, not a curated record.